AUGGCUAUCAACGACGAACCAUCCAAUACCCUUCCAAAAAUGAAGGUCAGCGACCGGGCUGCCUGGCUCGAAGCGCUCGAGACGGAUCGUCCCGUCCUUAUCCACCUUAACGCAGACACCACAUGGCUCAUUCAACUGCCGUACCCGCCCUCAUGCACUCCGCCAUCUGGCCGGAGGCGAUUCAAUAUCCUUCUCGACCCAUGGCUCAAGGGCCCGCAAACCGACGUUGCAACCUGGGUUUCCACACAAUGGCACGUUGUUGAGCCCAGCGUUCAGACACUGGAUCAACUCAACUCGAUUCUGGCUGGCCUGGAGCAAGGGGCAGGAGGGCCAAAGGUGACAAACAACUCGUACAUCGAUGUCGUCGCCAUAUCGCACGAGUUUACCGAUCACUGCCACGAGGCAACUCUAAGAGAGCUCCUUCCGUCAACGCCAGUCUUUGCCCCCGACAAAGCCGCCCGGCUGGUCCGGUCGUGGGAGCACUUCAACUCCGUCACCACUACUCCCUGCUUUUCAUCGAUGACCAAGAGCUGGAAGACGGACCUGAGCAUCGCAGGGUUGCCUUCUUGGAUUGGAAUAGGGCGCGUAGUGACGAAUGGGAACGCAAUGUAUUUCCACUCCGCGAUCAUGAUCGCCUUCGAUCUCGGGAAGGCCGAGACGAUACUCUAUUCCCCGCACGGCGUCCAGGCAUCCGAUUUGUCGUGUGUUCGGGCCUGUGGGCUCUCAACGCUGGCACUGCUGCAUGGCCUCCAUGACGUUCGCAUCUGGAUGACAAAGCAACUGAAUCUCGGUGCCAUGAAUGGGAUCAAGGCCGUCGGCGAAACUGGCGCGCGUUAUUGGAUCGCGACACACGAUGAGCCGAAGAAGGGCACGGGUUUUAUAGCCCUCAUGCUUCAACGCACACGGUACACUCUGAAGGAAGCAGUUGAUGCCGAGAAAAGCCGAAUCAAGUCAAAGAUUCCGGAGUCUGACUUUGUGGAGUUGGGAUCAGGCGAUGGUGUAGUGUUACGAUAA
Molecule: messenger RNA, 1014 nt
Organism: Colletotrichum graminicola M1.001
Lineage: Eukaryota; Fungi; Ascomycota; Sordariomycetes; Glomerellales; Glomerellaceae
Exons: 1
Coding region: 1-1014 (337 amino acids)
Source: RefSeq, a predicted model, not a curated record